AACAAAGUUGUGAAAGCGGUUGGGAUGGCUUCGCAGAGGAGGUCGGACAGGCGUCUCCGCGGAGCCGGUGUUUGUCAGCGGGGAUGCGGGCUCCCCCUGCCCGCCGAGGACGCUCUCCAAGCGGAGCACUGCUGCGUGGAGGCGCUCCGCACGGUCACCGACGCGCUGGAGGAGAGGAGCGCCGCAGUGGAGCACGGAGCCCGGAUGUCGAGGCUCAGGUGGAACAGGAGGGAGCAGCUCCUGCUGGCCCAGGUGUCCAGGCUCCAGAACCAGGCUCAGCUCGCUGCUCUCCAGUACCAGCGCAGACUGCACCAGUACAUGGUGCACACCAACAGCAUCGCGCAGCAGAUGGCUGGACACUGCCAGAGUGAUGCUGACCCGCAGAGCCACCGAUCAGAGGAGUCCACACGUGCAGAACUACAGGAGCAGGUCGAGGAGCCCGAGGUGAAUGGAAAGGAGCUGUCCAAGUCCAAUCAUGAGGCGACCUUGGAGGCCUUCUGUGGUGCCAAGGAACCCGUCGUGGUGCAGGUCAUCAGGCGGACGCCCAGCGGCCGGCCCCACGGCCCCCUUCAGGAAAUCCAUGUGGUGGAUGUGUGCACUCAGACCGACAUCACCUUUGAACACAUCGUGGCGCUGGCAAAGCUGCGGCCUUCGACCCCCCCUGUGCCUGACGUCUGUCCCUUCCUGCUCUCCGACAGCUGUCACUCUCUCCAUACAAUGGAUCAGGAUUUCUAUGAAGGGACAGACUACCUCUCCCCUAUUCCUGCUGAUGGAGAGAGGACAGAGGAGUUUGAAUACGAGGAAGUGGAAUUGUAUCGACUCAACAGCCAAGAGAAGUUGGGAUUGACUCUGUGCUACAGGACGGACGAAGAGGAAGAUGUCGCUAUCUAUGUCAGUGAGAUCUGUCCAAACAGCAUCGCUGCCAAAGACGGACGCAUCCGAGAGGGGGAUCGCAUUUUGCAGAUUAAUGGCCAGGAUGUACAAGACCGAGAAGAAGCAAUGGCUGCACUCUCCAAUGACGAGUGUCGGAACAUCGUGCUGCUGGUCGCCAGACCUGAGAUGCAGCUGGAGGAGGCCUGGCUGGAUGAUGAGCACAGCGAGUUCCUGGAGCAGCUGAAGAUGGAAAUGUUGGAGGAGCAGCAGAGAGAGGAGAUGGAAUUAGCUGCCUUACAGGAGGAGCAGGAGAAUGAACAGCAAGCAGAGGAUGAUAAGCCCACCUGCUCAACACUUCCUCAUCACCAGAGCAGCGUACUGAGAAUAAAGGACAGAAUGGAAAGCUCGGAUCAUAAUGUCCUGGCUCAGAUCCAGAGACGUCUGUCCCAGUGCCUGAGAGACAACCGGGACACACACUGUACCAUCGGCUCCACGCGGCUCGAGGACAAAGACGACGAGGACGAUGAUGAGAUGGAGGGUGAUCGAUUCCAACAGCUGUUGGAGCUCAAGUGUCAGAUCCGUAACAGCGGUGAGUACGACCUGUUCUACAGCCGCCGCAGCACCAUCGAGUGCAGCGUGGGGGAGCCGGGCGGCGUACAGCACGAGCUGCGUCUGCUCAACGAGGAGCUGUGCAGCAUUGAACUUGAAUGUCAGAACAUCAUGCAGGCCCACAAGCUUCGUAAGGGACAGAUAUCUCCCUCAACGGGCCACUCUGCACCCUCCAUCAAAAACCAAAGCCUCCACCACGGGGAGCCCACAAAGGGUAAGCUGACAGACAUUCAUGGGAGGCUGGAGAAAUCGGACAAGGACAGCUCCAGUGCCUAUAACACAGCGGAGAGCUCACGCAGUACACCUCUGGCAAUGGACCGCUCCCCAGAGCAUUCGCUCCAGAGGAUGGUGAGUCUCACCAACCAGAGGAACCUCUGCAGCAGCCUUGCCUCUGCCCACUCUCUUAGCUCCAGCCCCGUCCCUGUGUGCCGUGCUCCUGUCCAAGGCAUAAGCAGCAGCCCUGACCACAGCAAUCCAUCUGAGUCGGAGCAUACACCUCAGGCUGAGGAGGAGGGCAAAGGGACACUAAAGACAAAUGCUUGCCAGAUUCCUUACUUCUCUCCAUCCCAUAGUUCCCAGCAGAGGCAGACCAACAUCCCAGCUCAUGCCCGUCACUACCAGAGCUACAUGCAGCUGAUCCAGCAGCGCUCAGCUGUGGAAUAUGCUCAGAGCCAGCUCAGCCUGCUCAGUGUGUGCAAAGAGCCUCAGCGGCCCAUUAAUGAGCCUAAGAUGGAGUGGAAGGUCAAGAUCCGCAGUGAUGGAACCCGCUACAUCACUAAGAGGCCGGUGAGAGACAAGAUCCUGAGGGAGCGAGCCCUGAAGAUUAAAGAGGAGCGUAGCGGCGGGAUGACUACAGAUGACGAUGCAAUGAGUGAAAUGAAGAUGGGAAGGUACUGGAGUAAAGAGGAAAGGAAGCAGCACCUGGUCAGGGCAAAAGAACAGAGGCGAAGACGGGAGUUCAUGCAGCGUAGUCGACUGGAAAGCUUGAAGGAAAAUCCUCAGAGCAGCAACGAGGGUCGCAAGGAAGUCAGCAUCAUAGAGCUCAGCCACAAGAAGAUGAUGAAGAAACGCAACAAGAAGAUCCUUGACAACUGGAUGACCAUCCAGGAGCUGAUGACUCAUGGUACUAAGGCCCCUGAGGGAGCCAAGGUGCACAAUGCCUUCCUAUCAGUCACUACUGUAUAAAAAACACACACAUUCUACCCCAUGCGGUACAAUAUACUUGCCUCGUUCAAUGUGGCGUUUUUAUGGAGGACAAUAUGAAUAUUUUUCACACUUUGUAACCCAAAAAAGCAUUUUGUAAAGAAUUUAUCAGUGGUGUCAUGGCAUUUUCUUCAUGUUUUUUCCACCUUUUGUUUUUCACAUCACUCUGCGUGAAGAAAAAAAAAACAUUUUUCUAUGAAAUGAUGACUAUACAAUUAUUUUAUUACUUCACACUACAUAUUUAUCUUUUCCAACUUUUCAAUUCUAUUUUCAUAUUUAUGUUGUAACCAUACCUGAAAGUUGUGUGAACAUCUUCUUUCGUGUGUUACCUUCACAUGCCAAUUGCAAAACGCAGGGAAUCUCUGGGUACGAUCUACCCUUCCUUUAAAACUGAAAUCACAAAGUCAAGAGUUAGUUGAAAUAACAUUUCAAGCUAUCAGUGCAUUGAAGCAGCUCAGAACUCCAACCUGUCAAGACAGUCAACCACACAGGUAUUACAAUAUGUGAUGGCUUAAAUGGUUUCAGUUACGCUGAGUUUAACUAUGACAGUUUGUUUAAUCUGU
Molecule: messenger RNA, 3248 nt
Organism: Platichthys flesus (European flounder)
Lineage: Eukaryota; Metazoa; Chordata; Actinopteri; Pleuronectiformes; Pleuronectidae
Product: PDZ domain-containing RING finger protein 4-like
Exons: 9
Coding region: 25-2667 (880 amino acids)
Molecular function (GO): protein binding
Source: RefSeq, a predicted model, not a curated record